Molecule: messenger RNA, 2097 nt
Organism: Dermacentor albipictus
Lineage: Eukaryota; Metazoa; Arthropoda; Arachnida; Ixodida; Ixodidae
Gene: IFT46
Product: intraflagellar transport 46
Biological process (GO): cilium assembly; intraciliary transport
Cellular component (GO): motile cilium; intraciliary transport particle B; centrosome
Source: RefSeq, a predicted model, not a curated record
CCGCGACACUUUGUUUUCGGCGAUGUUCCGCGGACCAUCUGUCGCCUAGGCAACGGGUUGUUUACAACUUGGAGAUAGGCUGUACCACGAAGAUUUUGCUGUCGUUUACGAACCCGAGGUUUCUUGAUCCGAUCGGUAUCAGCUAUGCCAAAAGAAGAAGGUCAGGCAUCGACAAAGGGCCAGGCGGGCGGGGGCAAGCCGGGCCUGCUGGCGUCCAUGCUGAACCCGUUCCGGAAGCAGGCCAAGCCGCAGGCCGUGCCGGGACUGAUGGCGGCAGCGUCCGAGGAAGGAGCCACGCACCGGCAUGUGGACGACGAGGACGAGGACGACGACGAGGAUGACGCCGAGGACGAAGACGAGGACGAACACGUGAUCGCCGUAGAAGGGGCCUACGACCCGACCGAGUUCGACUCCCUGGCCGUUUCGGCCGAGGUCAAGGAGCUCUUCGGAUUCAUCACCAGGUACACGCCCCAGACGGUCGAGCUGGACCAGGAGCUGCGGCCGUUCGUUCCCGAGCUGAUCCCGGCCGUGGGCGACAUCGACGCCUUCCUCAAGGUGCCCCGGCCCGACGGGCGCGCGGACGGUGUCCAGCUCGGCCUGCGGGUGCUGGACGAACCGAGCGCGCAGCAGUCGGAGCCGUCCAUCUUGGCGCUCAGGCUGCGCGCGCUGUCCAGGGACGCCCGGCUCGCGGCGGCCAGCAAGGCCGUGGUGAAGAGCGUAGAGAAGCCGGAGGAGCAGCCCCGCGAGAUCGAGUUGUGGCUCCAGAGCGUCCAGGAGCUGCACCGCGCCAGGCCACCACCCACCGUGCACUACACCAGAAACAUGCCUGACGUGGAAUCGCUGAUGCAAGAGUGGCCACCUGACUUCGAAGAGAUGCUCGCCGAGGUGCAAGUGCCAACCGCCGAGCUGGAAUGUUCCUUGGAGGAAUAUGCCACCAUGGCAUGCCUGCUGAUGGACAUCCCAGUGUACAAGGGCAAGUUGAUCCAGUCGCUGCACGUCCUCUUCACCCUGUUCACAGCCUUCAAGAACUCGCAGCAUUUCGGGGCAAUGGCCAUGGACACAGGAGGUGGUGGGGCUGGCAAGGCAACCGCCGAAGACGCUGACGCAGAAGGAGUAGACCGCCUUGUGCUGUGAUGCAAAUAUUCUUGCUGAACCGAUCAGUGGCACUUCAGCCUCUUGAAAGGAACUGAAAGAUUUGACGAAUCGCGCGUUUGGAACUUUUCGACUGUUUUUCAUGAAAUUAACCAUCACAAUAAGAGCAACCGCGUUUAGCAGAUAUCGUCCGCACAUUCCAACUAUCACUGCGAAGCCGCUUCUCCAGUGUCGCCACUUCCGUUCCAAUCCGCAUUCAUUCCCGGUGAAACUAUAUUCACUGUGACACGCAUUCAAUUGGUAGUUCUCUAAAACUAACAGUCUAUCCCGCUCGCACUUGAGAACGAUGCUUUAAGGCUCACUAUGAGAAUACGUCCAUGGCAGGUGGUGACGUGCGGCCGCCGAUCCCUUCAAAUGAAACUCCUUAGGAAUUAUCGAUAAUUAUUGAUUGAAUUAAAUACUGAUAACAGAGAUCGCUGUUUAUGCGAUAACUCCCCUAGUCAUCUUUAUGUCUGCCUGUGUCGCCAGUAUCCGUCACACGAAUAACAAAGUGCCACGUCGGGAUUUUGUAAAGAAACAAAUAAAAUAAAGAGAAGUCACAUCGCCCGGCGAAGUUUCGAAAUCCGAAACCACGAAGUAGCAGUGGAAGGCUCUAGCUCCCAGCGACUUCGAUGAUGUUACAAGAAGGAAUGCUGUGACCCACCUCUUCAGAGCUCGCAAAAGAUCAGUUGCUGAUGCCACGUAUAGGUUGCAGUAGCUUUUCCAUAAACCAGCACCCAAGUGAAAGAACUUAAGUGAUGUCAUCGGUAAGAAGCGAAUGGAACGGGAGGGAACAAACAAAAAAUUUGCGCCUCUCCACUUCUCUUCCACCAGGGAGCAGAAGAUACUCAACAGCGAGAGAGUGAGUGAGAGAUAGAGAUAGAGAGAGAGAGAUUUUCAUUUGUUUUCGUCACACCAAGACGACUGGGACGACCUUCGACGAAUAAAGUUUUCCUCUCCUUCUGA